This is a messenger RNA of Hymenoscyphus albidus, 1371 nucleotides long. NCBI's taxonomy places the organism in Eukaryota, Fungi, Ascomycota, Leotiomycetes, Helotiales, Helotiaceae. The record is from the annotation of a GenBank genome assembly.
AUGAAGAAUAUUACUCGUCCAAAACCCAGCAUCAUGGUGACUGGAAGCUCCUCGACAACCAACUCCGCAUCCCAAAGCGGCACCUCAACCUCCGGCUUCUCCAGAGCCUCCACAAUCUUAACCACCCCGGACUCACCUUCAUAUCUGUCCGAGACCCUCAAUGCCAAACUAGAGUCAAUCGCUCUCCAAAGACAAGAAAGCGAAACAUUCACAAGCAACGCGGCAAGCGAGAUUCCAGCCUGGGAUCGAUCAGGACCCCUCCCAGUCACCAACAACGAGCAACCUGAGAUUCCAGCUUGGGACAGAUCUGGCGAUGUCCCAUUCACACACGAGGAUGUCGUUUUUGAAGACCACCACCUCUUAGAGUGGAGAUCAACUUUUGCAGAGGAGACAGAGAAUGAUAGCGAGAUGUUGGGUCGCGAGUACCUCGAGGCCCAUCUUACUCCCUCAGAUACGUUCAAGUUGUCUUACUACCUCGAGAACCUCGCCGAAGAGCUUGAACACCACUGGCAACAAUAUCUCACCCAAUACUUUGCCGACCAUAAUGAGAUGCAGACGAGCGCAUACCUGGAGAACUUCAAGAAGUUCAUCGAGCGAAUUGAACUCCUCACCGGAGCCAGAGACACGUACGUCCCCCAGGAAAGACCACUCAGCGUCGCCUCUUCCAACUUCAGUGACGACAGUUUCUACUCAGCAUGCGAGACUGAAGAGGCCUACUCGGAUGUAAUCGAGGUCUAUCCUCUAAGCGAGGUCACAGAAAGGGGACGAACAUCAACCAACAACUUCGUCAGCGGCCCAUCCACAGAGCGUCGUUUCGUUGUCGCAGAUGGCCUCCGACGACCACAGUCCCUCGAGGACAUCAUAAAUCUGCAUCCAGCGCUCCAAAGCCGUCCAACCGAGCUACGCCGCGAUGUAAACCUGUGCAAAGUAAAAGUAUACAAGCCAUACUACACGCCACCAAACGGCGAGGGCGUCCACGUCUCCAUAGAAACCGCACCAGACGACCCACAAAUGAGCGGUGGUCGAUCACCUUGUCUCUCCCGUUGCUCGUCAAGAGCUUCAAUUGCCAGAGUAGAGGCCACAAAAGCGGAUUUCGUGCGGACGAAGACCUUCAAGACCAGCAUCCUCAGCAAAUUGAGCAUCGGUGCAAAAGCACCCAAGAGUCCAACGGAAACCAAGGAGUAUAAGAAAAAUGCGAAACGCAUGGAUGGUCUCAUCGGGAUGGAUGAGAAUUAUGUACCUUCUCUGGCCGAGUUGAAGGAGAGACCGGCGCGACGUAAGAGGUUUGACAAGUUCCGCCGGCAGAUGAAGUUCUGGCGAUCCAAGGAGAAGUCGGAGGACGUCCUUGAUUCGCCAGAGGUGGAGGCAUGA